Messenger RNA from Emiliania huxleyi CCMP1516, 1023 nucleotides. RefSeq lists its product as hypothetical. Lineage: Eukaryota; Haptophyta; Isochrysidales; Noelaerhabdaceae. The record is from RefSeq and is a predicted model, not a curated record. Gene Ontology annotation, molecular function: xylose isomerase activity. The annotation marks the transcript as partial. The transcript has 3 exons. Gene Ontology annotation, biological process: carbohydrate metabolic process.
CAUCGCUCUGACGUCCGGCCCGAGGGCGCAACGCAGGCCGAGUCCGACGCAAACUUUGACAUCAUCGCGGAACGGCUGGGCGAGGUCCAGGCGGCGAGCGGCCUCAAGCUGCUUUGGGGGACCGCAAACCUCUUCACGCCGCGCCGGUACAUGAAUGGCGCCGCCACGAAUCCGGACCCGGCGGUGUUCGCGCGUGCUGCGGCCUCGGUCAAGAAGUGCCUUGAGGUGACGCACCGGCUGGGCGGGGAGAACUACGUGCUCUGGGGCGGCCGCGAGGGCUACCAGUCGAUCCUCAACACGAACGUGCGGCUCGAGCUCGACAACCUCGCCCGCUUCCUCUCGAUGGUGGCCGAGCACAAGCACAAGGUCGGCUUCCGCGGCCCGCUGCUGCUCGAGCCCAAGCCGCGCGAGCCAAUGGCGCAUCAGUACGACUACGACGCGGCCACGGUCCUCGGCUUCCUGCGGCAGUACGGGCUGCAGGACGAGUUUGCGCUCAACCUCGAGGCGAACCACGGCACGCUCGCGGGGCACACGGGCGAGCACGAGACGGCCAUGGCGGCCGCCUUUGGCAAGCUGGGCUCCAUCGACGCCAACCGGAACGAGGCCGCCAUGCUCGGCUGGGACACGGACAUGUUCCCGAACGACGUCGGCCUCGCCACGUACAUCAUGGACGUCGUACUCAAGCAGGGCGGGCUCGCGCCCGGCGGGCUCAACUUCGACGCAAAGGUGCGCCGCGAGUCGACCGAUGUGGAGGACCUCUUCAUCGGCCACAUCAACGGCAUGGAUACGUAUGCGCGAGGGCUGCGCAACGCCGCGCGCAUGCAGGCCGAAGGCACGAUGGGCGCGCUGGUCGACGAGCGCUACGCCGGCUACGAGCGCACCGCGCUCGGCAGGCAAAUUGUGGGCGGCAGGACCUCCCUCGAGGAGCUGGCGGCGCUCGUGGCGGACGAGCCCGAGCCGCAACAGCGCUCUGCAAAGGUGGAGCUGUACGAGUCCAUCUUCUUGGCCACCAUGCAAGAAUAG